AUGUACGGAUUUGGGAGCGUCCCUAAUGGGGGACAGUCGGCGACGCCCUUGCCACGUGUGUGCUUAGCAGAGAAUCCCUUUGAGAUGUGUAGUGUCUAUAGCCUGAAUAGCAUGGUAAGUGAAAUAUGGAAGUGCAAACACAAGCCACCAGCAGACAUCAAACAGGAGAGAUGUGUGAUUUACGAGUGUCCUGAACAUAGCACAAUCGGCACGAGCAAAAACAGCACGGCAAUCAAGGCGAGCCCAAGAUAG
Leptosia nina is the source of this 252-nucleotide messenger RNA. NCBI's taxonomy places the organism in Eukaryota, Metazoa, Arthropoda, Insecta, Lepidoptera, Pieridae. The record is from the annotation of a GenBank genome assembly.